This is a messenger RNA of Cydia strobilella, 2527 nucleotides long. Its product is annotated as tubulin glycylase 3A-like. Gene Ontology annotation, biological process: cilium assembly; cilium movement; protein polyglycylation. The coding region runs from base 292 to 2337 and encodes 681 amino acids. The record is from RefSeq and is a predicted model, not a curated record. Gene Ontology annotation, molecular function: protein-glycine ligase activity, initiating. Lineage: Eukaryota; Metazoa; Arthropoda; Insecta; Lepidoptera; Tortricidae. Gene Ontology annotation, cellular component: microtubule cytoskeleton; axoneme. The transcript has 12 exons.
CAAAUCGACGUUUGUCGAAAAUAUGUCAGAGUAAAUUACAGUACCCACAUUUUAUAUUAAUUUUCAAAACGCCAUUGCGUUACUUUAACCCAGUUUUCGAAGCUGCGACCCGGUUGUACAGCAAAUGUAAUUUCGGUAUAUUAAUUCCCGCGUUCGCGUAACUACCUUCCGCACGAUUUGCAAUGUACUCGAGCAGUGACGUCAUUAAGGUACCAGGCGGUGAGGCGCUCCGAAGCCUCAAUGAUAGGAUCCCCGAUGUAGGUUAAAUGCGAAGUGUCUAGGCUGCCACGCAUGGCUAUAACAAUGGAGCUGGAAGAGAGCGUCUCGGACUCGAAGCUGCAUAAAGAUAGUACAGCUAAAAAGGAACUACGACCGACGAGCGCUGUCUCUCUUUGCAAGUCUGAAAAUGGGGCAGAAACGACGACAUCAGCCGAGCAGCUAAAACAGUACCGAAGCUGGGUAUCCAACGAGCGAUGGCAUGAACUCAAGAAGCUAGCGGACAGCGCCAUGCGAGACCGCAAGGUGUUCAUGAUCAAGGGGGGAGGGUUCCCCGCCGUGAGGAGGGCGCUUUUGGAGCGGGGCUGGUUGGAGAAAUAUGAGGCCCAUAAGGUCCGCCAUCCUCCUACGAACAUAGAUCCAAAAGGAGCUUCAAGAAAAGAGCAUUCCAAAGUUGAAAGACUGAUUCUCUACAAAUUCAUGGAGCACCAUUCAGUUGACUUUCUCUGGACGACGAAAAGGGACAAAUACGACUGGUUACUUAGCAACAAAGAGGUCAUUAUUAGCAGGUUUUGUAGGUCGCUUUUCACCACUAAAGAAGGCUUGACAGCUUCUCUAACCCAAAUGCAUUGGUACACUGAGCCAGGAGUAGCUCUGACCAAAUUUCCGCGUUGCUACAACAUCCACAACCCAGAUAGCCUUGAAGAAUUCAUAGAGGACUUUAGAAUAACCGCUUGCAUCAGCAUCCUGAAAUGGCUAUCAAACAGUUUGCAAGCCAGCGGGGAGGGCAAUCUAGUCACGAGCCACGGAAAGGUUCCAUUCUCAGCUAUAGAAUUCGCGUUAAAUCGACUGAAUGAAUACAUUGAUUUCUUCACGCAUAAAGACAUUGAUGAUAUGGAGGACCAAGCUCAACAUAUCUGGGAACACGAGUGGGACCAAUUUCUUACACAUCAUUAUUUACUCGUGCACGAAAAGGCCAAAUUUGCUGAGGACAAAAAUACUAGCAUAAGGCAACUAGAACGAAAGGCUGUGAAACUCCUAGCCACAAUGACGAAGUACUGGCCACAGAUAGACAUUGAUGGUGUACUGAACAUAUGGAUAGUAAAGCCUGGGGCGAAGUGCCGCGGCCGAGGCAUCCAGCUCAUGAACAAUAUCAAGGACAUUAUAGGCCUCAUUAAUAUUCCAACGGCCGUGAAAAGUAGAUACGUUGUGCAGAAAUAUAUAGAGAAUCCACUGGUCGUCUAUAACACCAAAUUCGAUAUAAGGCAAUGGUUCCUCAUUACCUGCUGUCAACCUUUGACGAUUUGGGUCUAUAAAGACAGUUACCUAAGGUUUAGCUCCCAAAUAUUCAGUUUAUCAAACUACCACGAGUCCGUUCAUCUCACUAAUAACGCUGUUCAGGCCAAAUACAAGAACAACGGCGAAAGAGACAAGGCCCUGCCAGACGAAAACAUGUGGGAUUGCCACACUUUCAAAGCUUACUUGAGACAGAUUGGAAAGCAUGAGUUGUGGGAUUCGAAAAUAUAUCCAGGCAUGAAGCAGUGUCUCAUCGGAGCGAUGCUGGCCUGCCAAGACUCGAUGGACAAGAGGCAGAACAGCUUUGAACUGUACGGAGCCGAUUUUAUGUUGACUGAAGACUUCACGCCGUGGCUUAUAGAGAUCAACUCUAGCCCUGACUUAGCGCCAACAACUUCGGUCACAGCGCGGCUGUGCCCUCAAUGUCUGGAAGAUGUUAUAAAAGUCGUGCUAGAUCGACGCAACAACCCUGAAGCUGAUACGGGAACAUUUGAACUAGCGUACAGGCAGUUUAUUCCCAAAGCGCCAGCAUACCUUGGCUUGUCUCUUUGUAUCAAUGGCAAAAAACUAUUGAAGAGUAAGUUGAAACAGCAUAAGUAUGAACAAAGAAGCACCACACCAAUCGUGCAGCGAAUGCCAUCUGAAGACGCACUAGUGGAAGACAAACCGAUUCCUCCGGAGUACAGCGGACCUAUCAUCACAGACUUCCUCUCCUGGCUAAAUCCUUACGACGCACUGCCCACCAACAAGGACGGCCUCCUUCUUGCAGCUAAGGACUCUUUCACGGACGCAUCGAGGAAGACGGGAAAAAAAUACAGAGUGUAAGCGGCGCGUCGUGCCCCAUUCAUGCUGCCGGCCCGAGGACACGCAGUCCGCUAAGCACGUGGGCAAAUACCGGACCGAAUCGGCCAGCAAAGCGGAGAAGCCCAAGGUUGACAGAUGCUCUGCCUGUACCCCGGAUCCAUCUCCAUACUACCUAGUCCCUUCCUUGGUCAAGAUUUAGAAAAUUACACAU